GAGCACACUGUCUGCCUAUAAUUUAUAAACAUAACCUUUCUAUUGGUUUUCCAGGCAGCAGUUGUUUAUUUCUCUCUCUAAUAUUAUUUAAUUAUAUCAAUUACGGUGAUAUAUUCAUCUAAACGGAGUAUUAAUUCGAAACGAAAAUAUUGAAUAAAAUGAAGAAAGGCAAGAAAUUCAUACGGAGAAAGAAAGACUCCUUCAAGCCUACCACAAAAAAGAAAAGAAAAGCAGCAGAAGAAAAGAUUGUUAACAAGAAAGCAAUUUUCAACAGAUAUAAGAAUGCCCAAAAGAUUGCCGAAGAAUUGGAAAAGAAGAAGAAAAUGGAGGAGAAACUCCAGCAGAGACAAACGUAUUCUGAGAGUGAAGAGGAAGAAGACGCUUACGAUCAAUUAGUGUCCUGUUUUAGUAACAGGAAUAAAAGGACUGUGGUUGAAAGUGACGAUGAAAGUUCUAACAGUAGUGAGGAAAUGUUGGAUAUUAACGAAGGCGAACCAGAUGGAACUGAUAGUGGUGAUCAAGGAAGCAUUGACGAGGAAGGUAGUGACACUGAUGAUGACAUUGUGGUGCCCAUGGUUGACCACGAUAAACAACCUGAAGAAGAUGUUCAUGAUGAUCCUUUCACCAAACAUGUACAAUAUGACCUAGGAGAUGAAUUACUAGUUUCCCUUAAUAAUAAACCACCUUCUGUAGAGACUACAACCAAAACUUGGCCAGUAUUAGGAAACUUAACUGUUCAUAUACCACAGCCCGUAGUGACAUUAUCCAAAAAGGUUAAGCCAAAAGUUUCUAUAUUAGAAGAAAAGACAUAUGCUCCAACAGGGUCAGUGCCAACCCUAGCAAGUAAAGUAGAUUUCCAGCAGUUACAUAUUAAAUCUCAAAUACAAGGCCAUAUAGUGUCAGCUAAUAAAAGUAAUUUAAUCAGAAGGGAUUUAGAGCUGACAGAAGUGUUUACACCACUGCAGAAGGAACUAUUCUCUAUUUUUAAUAACUAUCAAGAUCUUUACUACCCAGAGAGGUCUUUCACCAAUGCAGAAGAAAUUCGAUAUGCAUACUGUCUUCAUAUAGUAAACCACAUGUUGAAAACUAGAACAAAGAUCCUCCACCACAAUGCUAAACUGGCCAAGAAGAAUGACUUGUCUGAUGAAUACAGAGAUCAAGGAUUAGUAAGGCCUAAGGUUUUAAUAAUGGUUCCUUUCAAAGAUGCUGCAUAUAGAAUAGUUAAAACCUUGAUAGAAAUUUUAGUACCUAAAGGUGCUGGUGAAGUAGUCUAUAAAAGUAGGUUUGAAGCAGAGUUUACAGGUGGUGAAUUAAUAAUGCCUCGGAAAAAUCCAAAGCCUGAAGAUUAUGAACUAAUGUUUAGUGGCAAUACUGAAGACACUUUCAGACUUGGAAUGACUGUCACAAAGAAAACACUGAAGCUGUAUACAGACUUCUACUCUUCAGACAUCAUAAUCACAUCUCCGCUGGGUCUGCGCAUGAUAGUGGGCGCGGAAGGUGAAGAAGACCGUGACUACGACUUCCUGGCUUCCAUAGAAAUCCUUGUGAUGGACCAGGCCGACGUCUUCCUGAUGCAGAACUGGGACCAUCUGCUGCAUGUCCUCGAUCAUUUCCAUUUGCAGCCGAAAAAAACACACAACACUGAUUUCUCUAGAGUCAGAUCUUGGGCUGUUAAUGGAUGGGCCAAGUAUUACAGGCAAACACUUGUAUUCUCAUCAGUUGCAUUGCCAGAAAUAAAAUCGGUGAUUAACAAGAAAUGCCACAACUACGCAGGAAAAGUUUUCGUUGAAAAUCCUACCGACAUUGGCAGUAUACAACAGGUAUUGGUGCAAGUGCCGCAGGUAUUCCACAGGUUUACAGCAGCCAGUCCACUUGAAUCUGUAGAGGCGAGGUUUCAGUACUUCAUUAAGGAGAUAUUGCCAAAGCAACGCGACACACUCAUGAGCCACACGCUCAUCUAUGUGCCCAGUUACUUCGAUUAUGUACAGAUAAGGAAUUACUUCAAAAAGGAAGAUAUUGGUUUCGUUCAGAUUUGUGAAUAUUCUAAGGAUUCUAAAAUCGCGCGGGCAAGGGACAUGUUUUUCCACACAGAAGCCCACUUUAUGCUGUAUUCAGAGCGAGUUCAUUUCUUCAGAAGAUUUAGAAUAAAGGGCAUAAGACACAUCAUAUUUUACCAGCCCCCUACAUAUCCUCAUUUCUUCUCAGAAAUGUGCAACUUAAUGCAGGCGAUGAACCAGAACAGGUUCGGCGGCAGCGAGUGCAACAUGACGGUGUCGGUGCUGUACUGCCAGUUCGACGCGCCGCGCCUCGCCGCUCUGCUGGGCCACGAGCGCGUCGCUCGCCUCAUGCGCUCCGAUACCAACGUGCACAUGUUUGUCACCGGAGAAAACUGAUCUUAUGUUAAUCACAUGUAAAAAGAUAAAGUCAAAUG
This is a messenger RNA of Helicoverpa armigera (cotton bollworm), 2431 nucleotides long. Its product is annotated as U3 small nucleolar RNA-associated protein 25 homolog. The transcript has 8 exons. Gene Ontology annotation, molecular function: U3 snoRNA binding; rRNA binding. Bases 159 to 2393 code for a protein of 744 amino acids. Gene Ontology annotation, cellular component: small-subunit processome; nucleolus. Gene Ontology annotation, biological process: maturation of SSU-rRNA from tricistronic rRNA transcript (SSU-rRNA, 5.8S rRNA, LSU-rRNA). The record is from RefSeq and is a predicted model, not a curated record. Lineage: Eukaryota; Metazoa; Arthropoda; Insecta; Lepidoptera; Noctuidae.